AAUGCAGCUGUGUGUUGUCAUUCCGCUGUUUUACUUUCUUCCUCUUUUUAGAUUUUCUGGCUUUACAGAAUAAAUGCGCAUUAUCUAGCACCUUGUAUGUCUCCUACAAAGUUCUGACCCGGGUUAGUGGGGCCUAUAACCGGUCCAGGUAUUUAAAAACCCGGAAUGGAUUGAAUCGGACUGCAUUGACAAAGUCAAGUGCAGUCGGUGAGUCCGGAAGUAGAGCAUGUUGACUUUCAAAGUAAAUGUCAAAUAUAUCAGGAAACUAAGGGGAAAACUCUGGCUUGUUCAUUGAGCCAGGACAAAUGUAAACUCCUGUUGAUGAAUACAACCAUUUCAUCAUAGUAUUAAUUAACAUCUCAUCAAGGAGGUUUAAUUGGAUUUUUCAAAUAAUCUGUUGAUAUGUAAAUGUGUUUUUGUUGAAUUUGAAGCAAAGUUUAAGAACCAUUAGGGAUUCACAAAAGAAAAACAUUUUUGAUCUGAAAAGCAGCUGAAGUUAAAGCGGAAACGGGUUGCUGGUUAUGUCUACCUUGAUGGUGAGAGCUGAGUGUCGCGGGAGCUGCGGACCGUUCUGAGCGGAUCUGACUGGAUACACUGAGGACAUUAAUGCUACCUCAACACCAACUAUAUUAUUAUAACCCGUCAGCUCGGUUUAGCCUCUACGGGGCUACAUAAGGAGGCAAGCUGGAAGCACCCGGAGAACCUCGGAUAUCUACGCGGCAUGGAUGCUUCGUGAGCAGCGGCAGGUGUGAGGAGAUGAUGCCGGGGGAGCCGCCGGUGGGAACCGGCCGUGUGGUGCUGGUCAAGAAGAUCUUCAUGAAGGACGGAGCUGCGCUCCAGCAGGGUAUCGGCAGGCCCAGUGUGUAUCACGCAGUGGUGGUGAUCUUUCUGGAGUUCUUCGCCUGGGGACUACUCACCACGCCCAUGCUCACUGUUUUACAUGAAACAUUUCCCCAGCACACGUUCCUGAUGAACGGCCUCAUUCAGGGCGUGAAGGGUCUGCUGUCGUUCAUGUCUGCUCCUCUGAUUGGUGCGUUGUCGGACGUGUGGGGUAGGCGGACCUUCCUGUUGGUCACAGUCUUCUUCACCUGCGCUCCCAUCCCCCUGAUGAGGCUCAGCCCCUGGUGGUACUUCGCCAUGAUCUCCAUGUCUGGAGCGUUCUCCGUCACAUUCUCCGUUAUCUUCGCCUACGUUGCUGAUGUGACAGAUGAGCGAGAGAGGAGUACAGCCUACGGUCUGGUGUCAGCUACCUUCGCAGCCAGCCUUGUCACGAGUCCAGCCAUCGGGGCCUACCUGUCCGCCUGGUAUGGAGACAACCUGGUGGUCCUGCUGGCCACACUAAUCGCUCUGGCCGACAUCUGCUUCAUCCUGCUGGCUGUGCCCGAGUCUCUGCCAGACAAGAUGAGGCUCAACACCUGGGGGGCCCCCAUAUCCUGGGAGCAGGCGGACCCCUUCACUUCUCUGAGGAAGGUGGGUCAGGACCCGACGGUCUUGAUGAUUUGCAUCACUGUGUUCCUGUCGUACCUGCCAGAGGCCGGACAGUACUCCAGCUUCUUCCUCUACCUGAGACAGGUCGUCAAUUUCUCCUCCACAACCAUCGCUGUGUUUAUUGGAGUGGUGGGCAUUCUGUCUAUCGUAGCACAGACCCUCUUCCUCACACUGCUGAUGAGGACUCUGGGUAAUAAGAACACUGUUCUGUUGGGUUUGGGCUUCCAGAUCCUUCAGCUGGCCUGGUACGGCUUUGGAUCAGAGCCAUGGAUGAUAUGGGCAGCUGGUGCUGUAGCAGCGAUGUCCUCCAUCACCUUCCCAGCUGUCUCUGCUCUGGUGUCACAGUCAGCUGAUCCUGAUAAACAAGGUGUGGUCCAGGGGAUGAUCACAGGAAUCCGGGGUCUGUGUAACGGUCUGGGGCCCGCUCUUUACGGAUUCAUCUUCUUCCUCUUCAACGUCGAGCUCAACACCAUCGACCCCAUCGAGGGAGAAUUCAACGUGGACCCUCUGCCUGUGCAGGGUCCCACUGAGCGAGGCCUCAUCCCCGGCCCCCCCUUCCUGCUGGGGGCAUGUUCCGUGGUGGUGGCCUUCCUCGUGGCUCUGUUCAUCCCUGAGAAACCAUCCUGCUCCUCCUCGUCCUCCCACAUGUCCCUCAGCGAGAAGCCCCACCCGGACAGCAAAGAGUCCAUGUCCUCGCUGGCUGGAGUCCACAUCAACACCCCCCUCCCCGGCAGCGACGAGGAGGCCCCUCCCACGGCCAGUGAUGAGGACUUUGAGCCGCUGCUGCAGGACAGUGUUGUUUGAUAGCCAUUUUGUUACAAAGAAAAACCAGUGACACGUUUAUUUGCUGCAGGGCGGGACUAAGUGUACUUUUAUUGUCAGAAGAUGGAGAGCGACAGCAAAAAGCUCCGGUAGUAUUGUUUUGUUGCCUGUGGGCGGUACCGACUACUUCAGCUGCCGCGAUUGGAGUCAGUAUCCUACUGAUAAUGACCAAUAGAGGUGUCUCUUUCACAAGGAAGCGGGAGCAAUGAUCUGCAAUUAAAUGAGGUCAUAGGAUCCAACAGAUGGGACGGAGAGGAUUAUUGGACCGUCAGAUGGAUGGUGGGGUCAGAAGGGCAGCAUAGUUUGAAGGGAAACCAUCGUUGGAUUGACAGGAGGAGGGACCAACUCUGUUUCUAUAGAACGGUGUGGCCAGUUUGGAUACGCCCACAUAAAAUCACCUGAAAGGAAAGAGAAGUAUUUUUUAAGUAUUUUUAAUGGAAAGAUUAUUGUUCAUCUUUAAGCUUGAAGUAGGUGAUUGUUUUUGUGAUAACCAAGAAAAGGUGUUUUUACCUUCAGCUGUAUCAUUUCAAAGCUGAAUUUUGAUGCUGUGAUUAUUUCUUAUUGGUUAUUGUACAGAUGAAACAUGUCUGCAACAUAUUUACAGAAGCCAAAACAUCAGUUCAUCUACACAUCAAUAUACCUGCUGAAGAGGUUUCUGUUAUGUGUUUUUCCUUUUGGCAGAACUAAGGGGAUUUAUAUUCUUUUCAAGUGUACAGUAUCUUACCUGCUAUGAGCUAUCGUUAGCUAACAAAGUAUGAAUGUGACGAGCUUAGACACGAGUCCUCCAUCUGGAAUCAAACUUAUAUCCAUCUGAAUACUUACCAUCAUGGCCAAAGUCGCUCCUUUAAUUUCUCUAACUGACUUUCAACACCCCCGGGCCCUGUCUGUCACUCUACCUCAGAUCAGCCGGUUGGAAAUCAAACUCAUCCUGGCUCUGCUCAUCCUCUAUCACUCUGGUUUUAUUUGUAUAAAAGUCACUUUAUGAAAGCUGCUGGCUGCUGGCAGUGGAAAAAAACCUCAGAGCAGCGACACUGGGAACCACAGAGUUUAUGUUUCCAGGAUGACCUCAUCGUUAUUUCUAUUUCAGUUCAAAGCUGUUCUACAACCCAAAUAGUUCAAUGUACUAAGAUAGAAUCUCAGUCAAUGAAAUAGUUUCAUAUAGUCUCAGGAUUCUUUGGAUAUCACCAGUGUUACUGAACAGUUACAGUUGGACAACAGCACUGGAAUACUCUUUUAAAUAUUUCACCCUCUGAACCCAAAGUGUGUUUAUGCUCCUGUCACACUUGUUGACUUGUUGAUCCUGCACUUUUGAACAGCACAAUGAUAGCUAGAAGCAGGAAAAAAUUGUGUUAUGUUAUUAUGCUUAUGCUACAUAUUACUCAGCUUUUAAUGGUGUCAUGCUGCAAUAUAGUGCCUUUCCAGAAUGUAAGUUUAGAAAUGCUACUAGCUAGCAGCAUGACACCAUCAAUUUGCUCCAUUUCUUCUGGCUCCGGUGGCCCAGGCUCGGUGUGCCUUGGAUUCCGAGUUUUCCUGAGUGCUUGGACCCCAGGACCCCCAGGAAUUUGGUUGGAUCUAACUUUUAGUUGAACUGGUAGAUCAGCUGCUCAGUUUAGUCCUGAGGGUGUGCUAACACAUGGAGUCAGCUGGACAGUUGUUUUCCUCUCACGGCAGAGAUAUUCCUGUGAAUAAACUUAUACUUGAAGCAUCAGACAGAGAUUUAUCGAACUGACUCAUAGUUACUUGCUUUAUGAACCUAAAAUGUAAAUGUACAUGGGAAUGAUAUAAUGGGUGAAGUGUAGGGUAGGCUUGUUUAUUGUGAUUGAUAUGAAGGUCGCCCCUCUUUCUUCAGAUGGGUUUUGGGCUCAAUGGCACACUGCGGGUUGGUGGUUCAACUCCCCCCGUUUAGUUCAGACCAUUAUGUUCAGAUUAGACUAUGAAACUUACAAAUAGUAUUUUUUUUAUUCGCACCUGAGUAUGUUUACCUGCGCAUCGCUGGUCAUAUUUAAGACAUGACCAUUAAACAAAAAGAUCAAAUACAAACUUGUUAUUAUAACUUUGCAACUCAGCUACUUUUUUUAAAUACAGUUUAAAGGUGCUAGAUCAGAUCAACACAUUUGCUAUUUGUCUUGUGCAAACUUAGAUCUGCUUUUUAACUAUUUCUCCAAUCUAAUGUCAGCAUGGUGUGGCGUGUCAUUUCAUUACCAUAAUGACAAACAGUUUUUGUUGCCCUUUUCAUUUAAGAUUUAUGCUUUUCCACAACUUUAUGUUUCUAAAAAACCAGGGUGAGUGGUAAACCGGGUUUCUGUAGUAGUGAAUCUGAAACCCAGAUCAUAAGUACGAUGUUAAUGUGCAUGUGGCAUCUCACAUGUGAUUUUUAACAUUAAACAUCUGCACCCACUCACCUGGUCCAGCAACAGUGAACCUGACUCAGUGUACAUAUUAAACAUGGAUUGGAUGUUUGUUCAUGUGAAGAAAUUAAAUGUACAUGAGAUUCACUGUAAAUUCAGUCUGUCUGUUGUCUUGUCUGGAAAUGUACCAGCUAGUUGUUGGUUACUGGAAAAUAAAACAGAACAACACUU
This is a messenger RNA of Eleginops maclovinus (Patagonian blennie), 4889 nucleotides long. RefSeq names its product major facilitator superfamily domain containing 14Ba (gene slc71a2a). Gene Ontology annotation, molecular function: transmembrane transporter activity. The record is from RefSeq and is a predicted model, not a curated record. The transcript is spliced from 12 exons. Gene Ontology annotation, biological process: transmembrane transport. The coding region runs from base 757 to 2292 and encodes 511 amino acids. NCBI's taxonomy places the organism in Eukaryota, Metazoa, Chordata, Actinopteri, Perciformes, Eleginopidae. Gene Ontology annotation, cellular component: membrane.